Messenger RNA from Ricinus communis (castor bean), 1059 nucleotides. RefSeq lists its product as uncharacterized. The coding region runs from base 113 to 883 and encodes 256 amino acids. Lineage: Eukaryota; Viridiplantae; Streptophyta; Magnoliopsida; Malpighiales; Euphorbiaceae. Gene Ontology annotation, cellular component: chloroplast envelope. The record is from RefSeq and is a predicted model, not a curated record. The transcript is spliced from 4 exons.
ACAAUCUUCUGAUCACCCACUUGACCACUGAAACUAUCACUCUCUUCUUCUUCUUCUUCUUCUUGCUCACUUCAUUAGAUUACUCUAAUUAUAGUAAAAACCGAAGAAAGAAAUGGUAAACUCACUUGUACAAUCUGUAUAUACACCAUCCUUCCAAUCCAAUAAUUAUAAUAACACAAAAAUAAUAAAUCCAACAUCUUUACUACCCAAAUCACUCUUUCCCACUUUUGAUACUAAUGGCAACCACCCAACAAAGACCCUUAAAAGGUUUCUUUAUCUAACCAAAAGAUCUUUUGCUACUAGAAAAACGGUCACAACAACUAAUGCUUCUUUGCUUGAAACUCCUGUUUUAUGGGCUGGUAGGCUUUGCAUCUUCUAUGCUCUCUUAAAGUCUGGUUUGGCUGGAUCAAAGACUAACCCACUUGUUUCAGGUUUGGAUGGCGAUGGUGAGUCUGCUGUUGAAUCUGGUGAUUUGGGUUUCUCUAAGUGGCUUGAGAACAUACAAGGGAAGCCAGACAAGGAAGCAGCUGACAGAAGGAAAUUGGUGAGCAAAUGGCACCCCACCACAAAGGGAACACUUAGAAGGAACUAUAGGGUGCCUUCAAAAUCUGAAGGAAGGCGCCUUCUUAAAGCAAUUGCAUCACUACUAUCCGAUGAUGAUCACUUUAUAGAAGCCACUUCCCACAAGGGUUGUCAAAUUAGGAGGGAGAGUGCUCAUGGUGAAAGUGUUUGCUGCAACAAUGUAAGGGCUCUCUUUGAUGAACUGCCAACUCCACACCUGGUGGUGGAAAUCACAGCUUUUCCAGCUGGUCCCCUUACAGAAAAAGACUAUGUCAAGGCUGAGAAAUUAGAAAGAGUGCUUAGAUCCGGUCCUUCAAUCUGAAGUACUAUUAAGAAUCUUUUGUAUGUGUCUAAACCUCCAUUUGUACAUACGAGAACAGUGAAUGGAGACUUAUGCUUUUGACCUCUUAUAACCAACCUUUUUUUUACCUGUUUUAACUUUUGGAAGGAGACUUAGAUGUUCAUUUAUAUCAGAUUUAGCUGCUUGCUUUUGCUUCA